AUGGACGGAUCCGGGGCGCCAAAACGACCACCACAUAUAACAGUUAACUCGGGGAGCGGGGGAAAUCUAAUCGAGAGCAUGCGAUCCGCAAGCUCAGCGUCGUCCGUUCCAGGGACACCUGGAGCGUCACGCAAUUUAUUAACAUCCACGACGAGACCUGGAACCGCUCGAACGCACACGGGACAGUCAAGUUUAUACGCAACUCCAGAAAUCGCGGCUUCAGCGGAGAUGUUGCUUCCGCCAGCAAAGGCACGAGGUCCAAGACCGUAUUCAGAUUUCGAUAAUUCGUCACGGAAUGUAUCUGGCAUGUCCUCAAGAAGGACGAGUUUUGAUUCAGAAUCGGCUAGCAGAGACAGUCGUUAUUCGCCAUUCGCGUCUCCAUUCGAUGAUUCAAGAGCCCCCUCAAGAGCGGGGAGCGACGAUGACAACGUCAAUACCCAAACCGUAUCUGAGAAAUACAACAUCAUGCCAUCCGCAGGUCUUUUACUGUUUCCUGAAGACGUGGAAAAGGAUGACUGGUUACACAAUCCUGGCCCGAAUGAUAAUGAUCGAGAAAAAUGUGAUAUCUUCACCAAGAGAGGAAUGACGAACGUGGGAGGACUUAUGUUCGUCACUGUUGGCCUAUUAGUUUUGUUCAUUGCUUAUCCAAUUCUAACCGCUGUCAAAGCAGUUGCACCCCCUCGAACCGAAUGUGAAAUCAACGCCAACUGCCUCACGGAUCAAGCGCCUGCGAUGAAAAACCUGAAGCUGACUUUGAUUGACCCCGCUACACCCGAUGCGGAACGUACAAGAACGAAUAAGGAUGGAAAGACCUUAAAACUGGUGUUCUCUGACGAGUUUAACACUGCUGGAAGGACGUUCUACGAUGGCGAUGAUCCUUACUUUCAAGGCGUGGAUAUCUGGUAUGGUGUGACACAAGAUAUGGAGUGGUAUGAUCCGGAUGCCGUUUCGACUGGAAACGGGACUCUUAAUCUGAAGAUGGACGCUUUCCAAAGCCACAACCUCAAUUACCGGUCUGGCAUGUUGCAGUCAUGGAAUAAGCUUUGCUUCAAAGGGGGGCGACUAGAGGCAAGCAUAUCUCUUCCUGGCCGAGGAGACACUCAAGGUUUCUGGCCUGGUUUCUGGGCUAUGGGAAAUCUAGGACGCCCUGGUUAUCCUGCGACAACGGAUGGUCUUUGGCCAUACAGUUAUUGGGAUAAGUGCGAUGCCGGAAUCACUGCAAAUCAAAGCGCACCUGAUGGAAUAAGCUUGUUACCCGGAAUGAGGCUUCCCGCAUGUACGUGUGCAGGCGAAGACCAUCCAACUCCUGGGAAGUCGCGGUCAGCGCCCGAAAUUGAUGCGCUUGAAGCCAGUUCUGGCUUCAUAGGACCCGGGCAAUACGACUUGGCUGUCGGGACAGCUUCUCAGUCCUUCCAAGCAGCACCAUUCGACAUUUUUUAUCAGCCAGACUACGAAUACUUGGAGAUAUACGAUAAGCAGAUUACCGGAAUGAACGUCUACCGUGGAGGUCCAUACCAAGAGGCUUUGUCUGCCGUGACUUGGCUCAAUAACGAGUGGUAUGAUGGUGCUGCUUAUCAGAAGUAUGGGUUUGAGUACACGCCUGGCAGUACCGGCAAUAUCGAUUGGUUCGUUGGGGACCAAUAUACCUACAAAAUGGACCACCGCGCUCUCCGUCCUAACGGAAAUAUUGGUCAGCGAAUCACACCAGAAGAGCCUAUGACCAUCAUUGCGAAUUUUGGCAUGUCAAUGAGUUUCGCUCAGGUGUUCCUACCCAACUUGGCGAAACUGAUGCCAGCAACCAUGAGGAUCGAUUACAUUCGAAUUUACCAAGAUCCUGACGCAAUUUCUGUUAGUUGUGAUCCACCAGGAUAUGCAACCACUCCAUACAUUAAAAAACAUGCAGCUGUGUACAACAACCCGAAUUUGACAUUAUGGAGCCAGACUGGUAAUACAUGGCCUAAAAACACACUGGUCAACGGUUGUUCGGCGUAG
Molecule: messenger RNA, 1992 nt
Organism: Glarea lozoyensis ATCC 20868
Lineage: Eukaryota; Fungi; Ascomycota; Leotiomycetes; Helotiales; Helotiaceae
Product: Concanavalin A-like lectins/glucanase
Exons: 3
Coding region: 1-1992 (663 amino acids)
Biological process (GO): fungal-type cell wall organization; (1->6)-beta-D-glucan biosynthetic process
Cellular component (GO): plasma membrane; endoplasmic reticulum membrane
Molecular function (GO): glucosidase activity
Source: RefSeq, a predicted model, not a curated record